GAAAGGUGUUAAGGCCCUCUUUUUGUUUAAGCGAUGCUCUUAAAUAGGCUCCAAUCAUCUGGUACCUAUUAAUAAAAAUCUUUAUAAUUUACCUACCCAGUUUGCCCACUCCUAGCGCCGACGAAGCUUGAUAUACGUCAAGAUCCUUAUGUAACAUUGUUAAUCUGCGGCUAGUCAUGCCUGUCUUCUCAGUUUACUGCACUGCCGAGAUGCCAAUUCCAGUAGUAGAAAAGUUCCUUCGCGAUGCACUUGCUGGAAGCAAUGACUUGGCCCCAAAUAGCGAUCCUUGUCUCGCCAUUAUUACAAUGGCAGAUGACGUGCCCUCUGGGGCAUCAAAGCCACCAUUGCAACCAUUUACCUCCCCAUUUUUAGGACAGUCUAUAGAAGAUAUAUCUCGUCAACUGAAUGGGGCUACAUACUUCGCUAUCCUAGACGAGCGAUCCGCGCAGGAUGAAACGGUGAUCCUGGGUGAGCAUAGAGACGGUAAAGUUGAGACCGUUCGAGUCACCUUCUACUCGGCUCAGUCUCUACUCACUUCAUUCUACAUCGGUACUUUAGGUUUCUCUGAAAUCCAACACAUUGCGGCUAAAGAAGGAGGUGUUUAUAAACAGGAGAAGCCCGAGGGUAGGAGGAAGGGCGGGUCGGCUCCCCGGAAAAUGCUUUCGUCUCGUUGAUGGGGAUAAGAAGCGAAUAGGAUUUCUCCAUGCUGUGUUUGGGAUAGGAGGGAUUGCUGCUUACUUGGGAAUGCUAUUGCAGGAGCCGAAGUGUAUUAUCACUACAUUUGAACUAACCUAAGCUACCCAUUUCCUAUAUUCUAAAUAAGAUAGGAAUUAUUUCAU
Messenger RNA from Daldinia loculata, 839 nucleotides. RefSeq lists its product as uncharacterized. Lineage: Eukaryota; Fungi; Ascomycota; Sordariomycetes; Xylariales; Hypoxylaceae. The record is from RefSeq and is a predicted model, not a curated record. The transcript has 2 exons. The coding region runs from base 177 to 674 and encodes 165 amino acids.